This is a messenger RNA of Saxophila tyrrhenica, 606 nucleotides long. RefSeq lists its product as uncharacterized. The transcript has 2 exons. Bases 1 to 606 code for a protein of 201 amino acids. The record is from RefSeq and is a predicted model, not a curated record. Lineage: Eukaryota; Fungi; Ascomycota; Dothideomycetes; Mycosphaerellales; Extremaceae.
AUGAAGACCACCAUCUUCACCACAUCCCUCCUCGCCACCCUCUCCGCCGCCACCCCCCUCAAGCGCCAAAGCGGCUGCAUCGUCCAAACCGUCAUGAACCCCAACUCCAACCAAGCCAAAGCCUCCAUCCAACAAUGGAACAACGACGUCAAGAACGUCAACGCCUUCCUCAACGCCGUCCCAAACCUCAUCAACGACGAAGAUGCUCUCCUCUCGGAAGCCCGGAUGGCUCUCACCAAUGCAAUGGACGAGCCGUGCCAGCUCAUGACGCUGGCUUCGCAGUCGGCUUUCAUUCAGGCUCCCGUGCCGGCAUUCGAUUGCGCGGUGGAGGAUUUGAUGGAUGUGUUUGAGGUGCAUGUGCUGCAGAAUUUGAUGGCUGUGAUUGCGGACCCGGGGAAUGCCGAGGUUGCGCAGGCGUCGGUGGAUGAUAUCAAUGCUUUUCGAUGCUGCAAUGUUCUGCCUGAUGUUGACAUCUUGUUCAUCAACUCCGCAGAGAGUGAAGGCAUCGCCAACCAAGUGCCGCUGUCGGUAGGACGGGAGGAUGCUUGCGCCGACAUUCAGUGCACGAAGAAGUGCAAGGCGAAGCAAGGUGCGAACGGGACUUGA